Phytophthora nicotianae INRA-310 is the source of this 810-nucleotide messenger RNA. RefSeq lists its product as hypothetical. The transcript is spliced from 2 exons. The coding region runs from base 1 to 810 and encodes 269 amino acids. Gene Ontology annotation, molecular function: protein dimerization activity. NCBI's taxonomy places the organism in Eukaryota, Oomycota, Peronosporomycetes, Peronosporales, Peronosporaceae. The record is from RefSeq and is a predicted model, not a curated record.
AUGCUUGCUCUCUACUUUCAUCCGGCGUACAUUGAAGUUCGCAAAGCGUUGCCUGGUAACACAGCAGUUACUGGCAUCGGUAACAUUGGCAAAUUUGCAAAGUUCUCCUACAAGAAGUUUUUCGGUAAAGACCCUGGGGAUAUUGUCCGAGAAAUGCACGACUGGCUAACAGGUAGUUUGAUCCAGUACACGUUGGACGAUUUUGAGGAUUCGAUGUUGCCAGCAAUCCCUGCGUUUUGGCGUCAUGUGAAAAUGCAAUUUCCCAACAGCCGACUUGCUGAUCUUGCAAUUGCCGUGCUCUCUGUGUUGGUAUUUACAGCUACUUGCGAGCGAUACUUCAGUGGAAUUGCGCUUAUUCACACACCACUCCGGAAUAGGAUGGACUCGGAAAGGCGCGAAAGAUUGCUGGUGCGCGAAAACUCAUACGUAGCAGCCUACCUAAGCGAACAGCUAAAGCACCGGAAGCUCGUAUUGUAUCUCCACAAGAAUUGGAAAUGCUUAUCCCUGUGCUGUGCCAUCGCGGCAACGAUCUAUGAUAACCCGCUGGCUAGCCGGGACGCCGUAUUUGGUUGGAUGGAUGCAUGUAACGAAGAGGAGGCAAUUGAAGGUAGUGUGGAGUCGACGGAAGUGUUUGAUCCUUCGGAGUUUAGCCAAGACGUGGACGCUGAAACCCAGAUGCCCGAACUGCCAGAUUUUAAUGAUCCCCGCGUCCCUCAGGAGGAAAUUAACUUGGUCGGAGAAAGAGGAAAGAAGGCUACGCUUGAUGAACUUUUUAAGCUUCCUGGAUAUCCAGGUGAACCUUCAGUUUAA